Gigantopelta aegis is the source of this 2169-nucleotide messenger RNA. Its product is annotated as zinc finger protein 346-like. The transcript is spliced from 9 exons. The record is from RefSeq and is a predicted model, not a curated record. Lineage: Eukaryota; Metazoa; Mollusca; Gastropoda; Neomphalida; Peltospiridae. Gene Ontology annotation, molecular function: nucleic acid binding; zinc ion binding. Bases 111 to 872 code for a protein of 253 amino acids.
AACAGCGGCAUUAUCAGUAGAGAAACGGUGUACAAAAUUUUAUGUCUGUCGGUUUUGUUUAGUUUCUGAAAACAGCCUUAAUUACUCUUUAAAAGUCGAACGUUGUGAAGAUGUUCUGCUGCCAGGCCUGUGAUGUCUGCCUGAACUCUCAAGGUCAGCUGAAUCAGCACCGAGCAGGCAAGAGUCAUGUGAAGAAAAUGAAUAAACUUGGAAUAGCAGUGCCAACCAACGAGUCACAAGAUAUUCCAGCUGAAGCUUUCAUACCAAAAUAUGGUGGAGCUUUUGUCACUGCUCAACCGUCACAGACUGUCGGAGAAGAGGAUAAGGAGGCUAUUAAAGAAGUACUGACGUCUGCGACGAGUCCGCAGGAUUUCAACGCCAUGUUGUCCAGACAGUUUAAAGUUACUAUUCCAUUCGAGAACAUUAAAACAAUAAAGUACAAACAAACGCCUGGGACGAAUGCAGCGGCUCCCAAACCUCAACCAGUGAAGCGCAAAUUCACUGAAAUCUACUGUGAAGUGUGUCAUGUGACAAUCAAUUCCGACACUCAGGCCCAGCAACAUUUCCAGGGCUCGAAACAUAACAAGAAGAUGAAGCUCAUUGCCGACGUGUCUGAAGGGGAGGCAACUAGUACUACAGAUGCCUCUGGUCAGAAAAAGAUAACAACCCACUUUUGUCACUUCUGUAACAUCAGUGUUAAUUCAGUCGAACAGCUGCAGGUCCACCGCGCAGGAUCAAAGCACCAAAAGAAUGUCAACAAGCUACAAACAACAGUUGCUACUACAGUGACGCCCAAUCUUUCCAUCACAACACCAAACUGUUCAACCCAGAACACACUGCCUGCUUUCGAAACCUACGUUUCUACCAGUUAAUGAUGAUAAAUAGGAGGAUCUACUACAAGAAUUCAUCCAACUGCUUACGGAAACUAGUCCAUGUGUUUAACGUUCAUACAUUCAAAAACACUUAACUUGUGUUUUAUUGUUGAAGGUUUCGGAUAUUUCUGUGUUUUGGAUGUGCUCUGCCGUGAUCCAUUCUGGGACAGUGUUUGAUUAACCUCAUUAGCAUGAACCACAGUCCGAUGUGGAGCACAAAAUCAAGUCACAUUUUUUGAAGUGGAAACACAUCAAUGUCAACUCGUGGGAAACGACAACGUGAUGUGUCCUGUGGUUACCACCGACACCAGAAUGAUGUGGUGUGAAGACGAAAAACGUUUGAUAGCGAUUGCCAAAGCUGUAUCAUCCUUCCUAUAUUAAUAUUUAAGAUGGCCUAGUGAUUAUAAAACAUUUAGGCCCUACAUGCUCAACCUCUGCAAUUGCCCACGGCAGUCGGCAAUGCUGUGGAGUUUUAAAAUCUCCACAACUGUUUUUUUGCCUUGAGUUAUAUUAAAAAAUAUUUAAUGGCAUGGUUUUUUUUUUUGCUGUGGACAUUUUCUCAAUUGCAGGGGUUGCAUGUAUCUCUUGUGGAUGGUUCAGCCGUGAUCCUUUCUGGAUCAGCUAAACUUUGCAUUUCACAUUAACAUUGCAGUUUUUGUCUGCACUCCAAAUGUGAUUGAACUGAAUGGUUUAACAUACAAACUCCUUUCUGACAGGAUUCAUGGUUGUCGGCUGGUAUGUCAAAGGAUGUGGUAUAUGCUACCCUGUCUAUGGGAUGGUGCAUACAUGUAUAAAAGAUCCCUUACUACUAAUGGACAAAUUCUAGCAGGUGUCCUCUCUAAGACUAUAUGUCAAAAAUACAAAAUGUUUGACAUCCAAUAGCCGAUGAUUAACAAAUCAUUGUGCUCUAGUGGUGUCGUUAAACAAAGUAAAUUUUAACUUUGACUGGUGGUUCAUUGUAAACUGAGUUUAUCUGAACAUAUUUUAGUUACACAAAUAUACUUUAUAUAACCAAACAAUCGGUUAGCUAGGUAAGAAAAAUGAUACGAAUCAUUGGGUUGUAUAAACACAAGAUUUUCAAAUAUUUCCCACUGAAUUUCAAAUACGUAUGCCGAGGCAACCCCUGCAAUUGCCCACGGCAAUUGGCAAUGCCAUGGAGAUUGCCGCAGACUUUUUCGUUUUCUGCGGCAUUUCUUCUUUUUUUGUUGUUGACUAUAUUGAUGUAUUUUUUCCUUAUUGUUAAAAAUAAGAUAUACUUUGUGAACUGAAAACAGAUUAAAAGUAGAUAUUAAAACAA